Messenger RNA from Acanthopagrus latus (yellowfin seabream), 2398 nucleotides. RefSeq names its product RING finger protein 212B-like. Gene Ontology annotation, molecular function: SUMO transferase activity. Gene Ontology annotation, biological process: reciprocal meiotic recombination; homologous chromosome pairing at meiosis; protein sumoylation. The coding region runs from base 170 to 904 and encodes 244 amino acids. The record is from RefSeq and is a predicted model, not a curated record. Gene Ontology annotation, cellular component: synaptonemal complex. The transcript has 14 exons. Lineage: Eukaryota; Metazoa; Chordata; Actinopteri; Spariformes; Sparidae.
CACUCACUCAUGGAGGGCGGGUCUUCUUACGUCACAACGGCCAAUCAGAGCACAGUGGGACGCGCGCGGGGGCGGGACUGCUGCUGAGCCGGGUGAAAUAAAGCCUUAUCAGGAGAAAAGGCAAGGUUUCUGAGCAGGGCGACAGUGGAUUAACCCCACAGGAGUAAAAAUGGACUGGUUCCACUGUAAUCAAUGCUUCACGAAGAGAGGGUCGAAUUUUGCUGUGUCCAGCUGUGGCCACAUCUGCUGUGAAGCAUGCAUUAAAUCUAAGCAGUGCGGCGUGUGUGGGGCCAGCUGCAGUUAUCUGCCCAUCUCUGACAAGAUGAAGCCACAGGAAAAGGUUUUUUUCAAGGACCCUGUGAAGCUCAUCCAAUCACGGCUACAACACAUUUCACAGAUUUCACUUUUUCAGCGGACACAGAUGGAGAGAGUUACAGCGCACUACAAGCAUAAGUCUGUUGAACUGGAAAGACGUCUGGAGGAAGUCACCAAACAGGUUUACAGGCAACUCUCUGACCUGAAAAGAGAGAACAGUGACUUGAAAAAGCAACUGUUAGAGCUAAAGAGGGAGAAUGCUGAAUUGAAAAAGCCCCUUUCUCAGAGGAGGGUUUCUCCAGGACAGAUUCAAAUAGAUGGUGCUCAAAGGAUGUCACUUCCUAUAGCCGUCACCUCCCCAGUUAUCCCUCGUUCAAGAGCCAUGAGUCAUCUGCAGGGGUGGAGCAGAGAGAGAGCUCCCAGUCUGUCCUCUCUUACAACUCCUGGAUCAGCUACCUCCAUUUCUAGCCACAGUUCUCUUCAUGAACAUAUACACAGAACACCCUCGUCCUUUAGCACUCCAACAAGAGCUCAGCGUCAGACUCCUAAUGUUUUCCAGUUCCAGUAUAUCGAGGCGAGGCGGAGCUGAAGACCAGGAAGCCCAGAAGGCCCAACUGACUCUCCCACAGUGACGGCGGGGUGGGUGUGCCAGUCUGGGAGAGCAGGCCGUGGAUUGGUGGGAGGAGGCGCCUGUAUAAUAAAUCCGUGGCAGUAGGCUAAACAUUUUUACGUCAACCACCCACCAGUCUCCCUCCCUCCCCGACACCUAAAUCAGGCCCACAACCAUCUGACGUGAUUUUCCACGAGAAACAAUAUCUUCAUACAUUUAUAUUACAGAUUCAUCCAACUCCUGCUAAACUCACAGAGAGUAAUAAGGAACAGGAGUUAAUCAUUUUAAGUAAAUAAAUGUACUUGCGUGAACCUCCAUACCUCAAGACCACUGGACAAAAUAUGUAGAUUCUGAGCUGUCAGUCCAGUGGACAAAUUAGCACGACCAGCACUUUAAUUCGAAUUAAGCCAUUUGGAAGAAACAAAUAACUAAUGAUUUUUGGGGGGCUGGCAGUGUAGAGAAGGCUCUGAAACAGCAAGUAGUCAAGCGGAGGAAUAAAACUUACUGAACAAUGAAAAUGAACAGUGUAUUGAGCAUUUGGAUAAAAUCCAUAUUGAUUAAAAGCGUUUUAUUUUGUGCUGGGGGACUUGACCUCAGUAUUUCUAAAUCAAUCACUAUGGCACUCUAUGAGUUCCUGUAUAUUGAUUGUGGAAUUGCAGGCAUACUUCAUCCAAAGAUGGGCGUCUUGCCCAAAACGUCCAUGUUGCAAUAUUUAAAAAGAUAAAGUGCUGUCCUAGUCUUUCUUUUGUUAAUUAUUAACCACAAUCAAGGAUCAGGCAUCCCAGUCUUCAGUGUCUAAUCGUGACUUCAGCGUGUUAUGUCCCGCUUCUCAUGAACUGCAUCAAUUCACAAAGUAUCAACAAAAUUAAGACUUUAAGAUGUGUGAGAUUUACCCAUACAGAGAAACCCAAGUUCUAACAAGAAAUCUUUAGACAGCCUGUUACAUUUCUCUCAUUUUGUAAACAAGAUUGAAGUAUACAGACAAAAGUGUUCCAGGGAUACUUUGUUCCCUCGAGCGACAUACUGAAUUCUUAUCAGCUGAUAUUCUGUGACAGAAAAUAAGCCAGUUGUGUGUCAGUGAUUUACUCAAGAGUUAGCCAAUGUAAUUUAUUGUUUAUGAUAAUUCACAGAAAAAAAACAUAAACAAGAUGCAGAUAUUUGUCUUUCUGUUUUAGAUUCCGCACAUCUUUCUAUCAAUUUGGAGAUGCUGUUUUGAAAAAAGGAACAAGACGCAUAAACAUCAGCAAGUUAAUAUUUCUUUAUUUAACCGGUUGUUACUGUAAUAAUAGUAGUAGUGGUGGUGGUAGUAAGUAGUAGUAGUAGUGUUUUUGGUGUAUACAGUUAAUAGAAAUAUAAUAAGUAAAUGCAAAAAUAAGUGCAGAAAACAGAUUAACAAUAUCAAACAUUUUAUAUUUCUAAAAUGUGUCAUUCAUCUGUAGAUAAUUAUAAAUUUGUAUACUGCUUAAGAAAAUA